Cololabis saira (Pacific saury) is the source of this 1210-nucleotide messenger RNA. It is a transcript of the gene pttg1ipb, whose product is annotated as PTTG1 interacting protein b. NCBI's taxonomy places the organism in Eukaryota, Metazoa, Chordata, Actinopteri, Beloniformes, Belonidae. Gene Ontology annotation, cellular component: nucleus; cytoplasm. The transcript is spliced from 7 exons. The record is from RefSeq and is a predicted model, not a curated record. Gene Ontology annotation, biological process: protein import into nucleus. Bases 71 to 613 code for a protein of 180 amino acids.
UCCAGCCUUCACUUGGAGAGCCUUCACAUAGUUUUUUUUUUUCCUCUCCUCGCAGUAUCGGAUUUUCACCAUGUUCAGAUUAUCCACACCGUCCUCCUCUCGUCGGGCCCUUAUAUGUUACUGUGUUCUUCUUGUUGUUAUUAUUAAUGCAGCAGACGCGCAGACUCCCACUCCCUCUCCGGCUCCGGCUCCUUGUGCCCUGAAAUCCAACAGAAGUUGCGCUGAAUGUCUGGAGGAUGUGGCCUGUUUGUGGUGCAUCCCGACCAAACAAUGCCUGGACUACCCGGUGAGGAACAUCCUGCCCCCCAGCAGUGUCUGCCCCCUGAGUGAUGCACGAUGGGGGGUUUGUUGGGUCGACUUCCAGAUAUUGAUCAUCACGAUGUCGGUGCUCGCGGGUAUCGUCAUCGUUGCAGUUCUCAUUUGCUGCUUCUGCUGCUGCAAGUGUGAAAGGAAAGGGAACAAGAAAGAGGAUGCACAGGUGGCGCGACAAACCCGAGCGAGGAAGUCUCGUCAGAAAGCGAGGAGCACAGAGAUGCAACUGAGACAUGAUGAAAUCAGACAGAAAUAUGGUAUGGCGAAGGAUAAUCCAUAUGCCCGUAUGGAUGAUCGUUAGGAAGUAACUCGGUGAUGACUACUAAGAUGAAGUGGAUGCAAGUAACAGAGAUGUGGUUAAUCUUAUGUUAUACAGCGAUGUUCUGGAUUCAAAAUGUUUCUGUUUCUUAGGUAAAUGAUGCUCUCUGCUGUGAUUGUAGCUUAAUAGUUCUAACACUUUGAUUGGAUUGAAAUGACAUCGCAGCUAACACGUUUUUCUGUCUUCAAAUGAAAUUUGAUGUUAGGACAAACAUGUCAAAGCAUAUUGUCUCACAUGAUAAGCAUCCUUUUUUUCUGUCAACAUACAGUGUUGUCACAUAACAAAACCCACAGUUGAAUGAAACAUGCAGCGCUUCUUUUGCAGUUCACUGUUUCAUUUUCACUCUGCCGUGGGAAUACUGGUUUAAUUUUAAAGUUUAUCCCUUUCUCCUUUUUUCAGUAUUAGUGUAACAUAUGUUUAUUUUUAUGAUUUUUAACUUUUUUAGUUUUAGUUUCACAACUUUGUAGGAUAUGGGGGAAGAUGUUAUUGAAUUACACAUGAAUCGUAAAAACUUUUUCAGGAGCUGUUAAAAACAAGUUGUGAUCUUAUAUUUGAAUAAUAAAUAAGAAAAAAAUGUCA